This is a messenger RNA of Cheilinus undulatus (humphead wrasse), 8625 nucleotides long. It is a transcript of the gene gna11b, whose product is annotated as guanine nucleotide binding protein (G protein), alpha 11b (Gq class). The transcript has 8 exons. Gene Ontology annotation, cellular component: heterotrimeric G-protein complex. The coding region runs from base 977 to 2185 and encodes 402 amino acids. Gene Ontology annotation, molecular function: guanyl nucleotide binding; G-protein beta/gamma-subunit complex binding; G protein-coupled receptor binding. Gene Ontology annotation, biological process: phospholipase C-activating dopamine receptor signaling pathway; action potential; adenylate cyclase-modulating G protein-coupled receptor signaling pathway. The record is from RefSeq and is a predicted model, not a curated record. NCBI's taxonomy places the organism in Eukaryota, Metazoa, Chordata, Actinopteri, Labriformes, Labridae.
CCACACGAUCUCCUCCUCUUUGCUCGGUAUAGACUGCUGUGUGCCGACCUUGUUUCAGGCGACGGGCUAUCCGAAAAGCCAGCUGUUUGCAGCCUCUACGUUCCUGGCUUAAGCCGCCGGUCCGGCUCCCUCUUAUUCCCUCUGUUCGUAGUUUUUUUUUUUUAACCGUCAAAAUGAGUCGGGACUCAAUGGGUAGCUACCCUGCUAUCGUUAGCUAGGCGGACGAAUUCCUUCAACCAGUUUGCUGCUUCAAUCACUGCGGGUUGACACAACAUUAGCCGAGGCGUUGGUAAGAGAGCUAGCGGGCUAGCAGGGAAGCCGAUACGUGUAAGUUAGCAAACGCUAGCUAAUGUAGUUACUUAGCAAACGGACGCAUUGCUGCGGCGUGGACAGUGCAAUAACGGUUAUCACUCUGUUAGCUCACUAACCAGCUAGCUAACGUUGGACAGACUGCACAGAUAUCAACUGGUACGGGUUUGGAUGUCGCGGCACCGCAGUUUUCAACCCCUUUUGGUGGAUUUUGAAGAUUGAAUCGGACCGAAGUGAGAGACGUAAAUAUUUGGAACAGUAAGAAGUAACAGGGGUUAAUUGUAUCAUCAAAGUAUUAAGUGGCUAAUCUGUUGCAGUCAUUUUCACAUUAGGCGUGUUAAAGCAGUGCAUACCGGAGAGGCCCCACCAUCUCCUGGUUCCCUCCCCUUAUCCGAAUCUCCCGUGAUUUGUCGAGAACUCCCCGGGAGAAGUCGCAGUUGUUCUCGGCUGGGGGGACAACUUGACAGCGAGGCCCCUAGCUAGUCUCCCCUCCCCCUAUCCCAUCCCGUCCAUACAUACAUCCAUCCGUCAAGCCAGACACGCCACCUCCUCCUCGCUUGAAACCGAGGCGAGGACCGGGUUAUUUUGGGGGGCUAAAAAGCUGAAACAGUGGGCAAGCGUCGCCGGCCGUGUCCCGUCUGAACCGGGCUGAUACAAAGCAGAGGGGAUGACUCUGGAGUCCAUGAUGGCUUGCUGCCUGAGCGAAGAGGCGAAGGAGUCGAAACGAAUCAAUGCAGAAAUUGACAAACAACUCCGCCGAGACAAGAGAGACUCCAGGAGAGAGCUGAAACUACUUCUUCUUGGUACGGGAGAAAGUGGCAAGAGCACCUUCAUCAAGCAGAUGAGGAUCAUUCACGGAGCGGGGUACUCAGACGAAGAUAAGAGGGGCUUCAUUCGGCUUGUUUACCAAAACAUCUUUACCUCCAUGCAGUCCAUGAUCCGUGCCACAGAGACCCUCAAGAUCCCCUACAAAUUCGAGCAGAACCGGUCUAACGCCAUGCUUAUCAAGGAGGUGGACAUCGAGAAGAUCAGCAACUUCGACCAUCCCUACAUCGCAGCUAUCAAAAGCCUUUGGGCCGACCCUGGGAUCCAGGAGGCCUACGACCGCCGCAGAGAGUACCAGCUUUCUGAUUCCACUAAAUAUUACCUUACUGAUUUAGACCGUGUGACUGCGGAGGGAUACGUUCCCACCCAGCAGGAUGUGCUGAGGGUCCGUGUUCCUACCACGGGUAUUAUAGAGUACCCGUUUGACCUGGAGAACGUCAUCUUCAGUUAUCUUUCCGAUCUGGAUCGUAUUGCAGAUUCCAACUAUCUUCCAACUCAGCAGGAUGUGCUCAGGGUGCGCAUCCCCACUACAGGAAUCAUAGAGUACCCGUUCGACUUGCAAAGCAUCAUUUUCAGAAUGGUGGAUGUCGGGGGUCAGAGGUCGGAGAGGAGGAAGUGGAUUCACUGCUUUGAGAAUGUCACCUCCAUCAUGUUCCUGGUCGCGCUGAGUGAGUACGACCAGGUCCUGGUGGAGUCAGAUAACGAGAACCGUAUGGAGGAGAGUAAAGCGCUCUUCAGGACCAUCAUCACCUACCCCUGGUUCCAAAACUCCUCUGUUAUCCUCUUCCUGAACAAGAAGGACCUGCUAGAGGAGAAGAUCUCCUACUCUCAUCUGGUGGACUAUUUCCCUGAGUUUGACGGUCCUCAGAGAGAUGCACAGGCUGCGCGGGAGUUCAUCCUCAAGAUGUUUGUGGACUUAAACCCCGACAGCGACAAGAUCAUCUACUCUCACUUCACGUGUGCCACGGACACUGAGAACAUCCGCUUUGUGUUUGCGGCUGUAAAAGACACCAUCCUACAGCUCAACCUCAAAGAGUACAAUCUGGUGUGAGGGCUCUCGUACGACGCACGUCUCCUCCCCAUUGCACAAAUGCUCACCUCCUUUUGGAAAGUGCGCUCGACUCCACACGCAUUACACACUACACACCAUGCCGGCUCACACACACAAACACACACACCAACAGAGCCCUUCACCCUCCCCGCCCCACCCUCGGUACCAUACAUUCACAAACCCUCCCACCUGCAAAACGCCGCCCCUCCUCUUUCACCAAAGCUCCCUCUUCCUCCUUCGCUCGGCAGCUUGUUGUGUCAGAGUCCUCGCUCCUCCCAAAGCUGCUCCGUGUGUCAGGUUUGGCUCUGGCACGUUGAAUCUGGCACACAAACCUUUCACACGGCUGACUUUUUGGGGCUUUGUUGUAUCGUGUGUGGUGUGUGUGUGUGUGUUUUUGGGGCAGCAUCUAGAGGAGCUGUCGUCUGGAGUUGAACCUCCCCUCAGCUGCGUGAGAUCAUAUCCUCCACCAUGUCCUUGUUGAGCUCACAUCCAUGUGGAGGGAAAAUGGAAUUUAUACCUCCUCAAAAAAUGACAACGGACCAGCGAGCAGCCUCGCGAAAGAAAGGCCGCACACCGGAUACAAGGGGGACGGGGCUGAGGAUUCUGUCUCUACCUUGCAUCUAUGAAUGUACCCACCAGUGUGAGCAUCGCAAUCGCAAAAAAACCUAGAAAUAUAUAUUAUGAAGUAAUUGCAUAUGUAAACACACUUAAGACAAAAAGCACGAGAGGGCAAGACAUAGCUAAUCAAAAUCUGUUAAUUGCUGAGAUUUUAUAAAUGUUUUUAACAAUAGAAAUUUGUUGCUACGUCUACUUCUAUUUAACAAAUAACAGCUAAAAGGAAUGGUGAUACAAAGUGGUAAGAAAAUCUUUAAAACUUUGCAAAACAAAGACAUCUAAAAAGAAUUUACUUGACGUACGUAUCCUUUAAAGAAUUUUUUGUGGGAUUUUUGUGUUUUAUAUCACAUCGCUUCCCUCCUCCAGAUGUUUUCUGUAUGGAUUCACAGGGACAGCAUCUGACUCUGUCACCCCUGAACCCUUAAAACAGAGUAUGUUAGAGGAGUCUAGGCUGCUCUGUGAUUGGUGGAUGUGGAGGGGAGUGUGAUGUCAUCAGUGUUAAACAGCCUCCCAGAGCACACCUGCAGCUCCGGCUGCGAGUAGCUUAUUCAGCAAGAUUAAAAAAGCUGUAAAUGAAACACAACCUACACAUCCUGUGAUGUGAAUGGAAUCCAUGCAGUAACAUCCCUGCUAACAUCACACCUGCGUCACUCAGCCGUCCAAUCAGACUCACUUCCUGACGGUGACAUCACAUCAGGAUGUGCUUCUGUUUACUUUAUUUUUUCUUACUGUAUAGUCACUUUGUUUAUAAUAUUGCUUGCUGUUGAGUGGUGAGAGGGAGGGUGGGUGAGGCUAUGAACCUUUCACAGAAAGCGCACUAUGAAGUCUGCAAACGUUUGUGUAUAUUUGUUUGUACAUACAUAUACACAAAACACUCCUGUACAAAAACGCUCUGUGGUACACCAUCUUUGGCAUAAAAACGGAUGAAAAAAUAGACAAAAAAAGUAUCAAAAUCUUCAUUAGCAUACAGUUUUUUCCUGAAUUUCUGGUAGUAGUGAUACUGUGAUUCUGGAUUUUGUUCACUCGAUUAAUAGGACUGCACAGAGCUGAGCGGUUGUUGAGGAGCAAUAGUCCAAGAAAAGAGGUUCCUCCCAACCAGCCUCUCGACUUCACACUACUGCAGCAGCUCUGGCUCCUCCUAGAGCUGGCAUAAAAAAAUAUCUUCACAGUAUGGUGACAAGAUGAUUUUAAGAGUAAUUAAAGAUUUUUUUUAUUUAUCUAAUUUAUGGACCAGGUUUGAAGGUGUUGAUAAUUUGACUGCUUUUGAUUCUGUCAUGUUGAAGUGCUCCUUUUCUCAUGGCGGAGCCUACUUGAGUCUGAACUGCUGUAUUGAAAAAGAAAAACAAACAACAAAAAAAACGAAUGUCUGGUAUAGUAAGGACUUUUAUCUCUGCUUUCUAUUUCUUAUUGAGACAUUUCCAAUUGUACUUUGCCAUCACAUCUCCAUCCAUGGUAAUACUGUUUGGUUUUCUUUAGGAGCCCUCACAUUUUUUAUUUAAAUUUUUUUUUUAAUUAAGAAGAAACUUGUAUUUCCUCUUGGUUUAUAGACUCAGCGCUGUAUCGCAUACCUAGAAAAAUGUACAUUACGAACGUAGGUGGACUUUUUUAUCAGUGAUUGAAGACCCACGCGGUCCAUGCUUGCUAUUUGUAAUUUAACACAACAAUUUGUUGGGUUUUUUGCAUCGUUAAUUUCCAGUUUUUUGAGGCUUGCUUUGAUAGUGCCAGUGAAGUGCAGAUAUACUCUUUUGGUCUUUGACCUUUUCUACAGGUGACUUAUCCUUCAUCGUCAUUAAGGGCUAUCACAGUGCAUCAGACAGCGGGGAGUGGAGUGCAGGACCACAGUGAACCAAGUCAUCCAUUACUAAUCCUCAUUUAGAAAUGGAGAUUUCUUGCAGUAUGUUCUAUAAGAAGUAUAGAUGGGGUUUUAAUGCAAACAUAAGGUGUGUGUGUAGAGAGUUUACCAACACUAAGCAGUUUUCUUUCUGUAUUUCUACAUGUAUCUGGCCCUUUGGUGACUUAAAUGUACCCGGUGUCUGACUCUCAGACCUCCACUUCAUCUUGUUGGUAUCGCAGUGUUCUCUGUAAUACCUCAUUAUCACUUCAUACACUACUACCAGGAGAAGUAUUGUGUGUUUUUUCCAAGUAUUUGACAAAUAGCUGACAGCCAAGUAACGACCAUGCUUAUGACUUUAAAUGUUUUAACCCAUUAACGACUAAUGUGAGAGUUUUGUUGCACCAUUUCCAAAUCUGAGACUUUACAGCAGCUGUUGGUUUCCAUUCAUGCCGGUGAGGUUAAACAUUGCUGAUGUCGGGUCAAAACCUCCCAUCUCCAAAAUCCCUACUUUUCAGGGAAUGAAAAAAAACAGUCUUUUUUAGAUAAUUAAACACUAAAUGGUCAUAGUUGGCAUGUUUUGACUCUAUUUGCUUUAAAAUUUGUUAGAAACCAGCUGACACAAUGUUUCGCUCAUCUUCAAUCCAAAAUGGUUAAAGCCUGAAUCUGACAUUAGAUUGCAGGAAUCGUGCACAAAAUAUUAAAUCUUUUGCAAGUCUGACUCCCAUAAUGCCUAUAAGCCUUGAUUGUAAUAUCGUACCUCAUUACAUUACAUUAAUCAUUACAAAAGGUAGCUGGUAAAAAAAACUGAGUGGCUGGUAGAUCUUUGAAUCACCAGCCAUAAUAGCAGGUACACAAAAAAUUCUACCCUAAUUUUAUUCUAAGCUUUUUAGAAGUGAUGGAACCAUCUAAUUAGAGUAAAUGCCAGAUGGGAAUUCUCUCAUAUUUAAAGUUGUGUCAACGCUGUGCCAUAACAUAAUAGAUAAAUAAAUUGGUUAAUGAACUUAGUUAUAUUAGAACGUUAAAGUCAGGCUAGCACCUGAUUGCUAAAUAGUGUCAGCUCUAAACAAUCUGGUCAUCACUGCCACCUUCUUAUUGAAGUUCCUGCAGGGAAUUUUUAUAUGGUUUCAAAAUAGGCUGAAAUUAAUACGAAUGACUACAUAUGACCUAAAAUAGCAAAAAAAAAAAAAAAAAAAAAAAAAAGACGAUCAGCCACAAGAUAAAAUGUUUCUACAAAGUCAUACUCUUUAAUGACGGGAACUGUUGUUGCGGGGUAGGUGUCGAAUGAAAUGUCCAAUGGUUGGACGGCGGCAUUUUUUCUUUUUUUCCUCACUGCAAUGAGGCCUGAGCAUUGAUAUAUCUGACAGCUUUCGGACAAAAUUAGCAAAGAGAUGAGUCACUGCUCUGUCCAAGCCCAGGAGCUUAACCUCCUGAGACCCUGCAUGUACAUAUGAGGUCACUAUUUAAGUUUGGCUUACCUACGACUCAGUAGGACAUUCUGCUAUUAGAUUUUUUGAGAUUCCAUAAACGUUGGCGUGAUGUGCUUGGGAUGUUUGGAGAAUUUGCUUUAAAUUUUUUGAGAAUUGUCUUGAAAAUUUUAGUUUUUAGGGAGGGGGGAUGUGUGCUUUGGAAUUAUGGUUUCUUUUGGUACUUUUAUGGGGAUUUGGGUGAUUUAUUUUCAGCAUUUUGUAAACGGGAAAUGGGGAAUUUUCUUUGAAAUUGUUCAUGGAAGUUUGGGGGAAUUUGCUUCAAAAGUUUUGUGAAUUUGCCAGAAAAUUUUCAGUAAUUUUGAUGGCAUUUGUGGUGAAAACUGUAUGUGUAUCUUUAGACUUCUUCAGAAAAGUCUACUGAAAUAUUUGAGGAAUAUUUAAAAGCCACUUUGGGAUAUUUUUAAAGGGCUUUUUGGAAAUUUAGGGGGUUUUUAUGUUGUGGAAAUCUGAUUACAUUUUCCAAGACUUCUGGAACGUUUAGUGGAAAUUUACCAACUACCCAAAACUCACUCAAAAUGCAGAACUAAUUUGGUAAAAAUUGAAAAUAAUAUUUAUAUUUAGGCUGAGUUAAACAAAAGAAAAACUGAAUAUUUACAUUUUUUUAAAAAGUAGGUUUUAUUUUGUGGGGAGGGUCUCCUACAUGGAGUCCACCAUCUUGUAUUUUUGCAUGUUUAACAGAAGGGUUGAAAGAGCGUGUUUUUUUGAGUACCACCGGUUGCUGUGCUUACAACCAAAGACAUGAGCAUUGCAAUCUAGAAUCUGACUGUUAAAUGUUGCUUAUAUUCCCAGUUUUACACACUGCACCUUUAAGUAGAUUUGCUUUUAUGAAUGGAGACCAAAAGCUGCCAGACAGAUUGGAAUCAAAUCAAAAACCUUGAAAAUGGUCAGCAGUUUGAACACUAUCAAAGUUAAUGGGGCUAAAAUGAAUAAUUUUGCCAUUAUGGCCUUGAACUGCCAUUUUUGUCUGCUGAAAACGACCUGGAUGAGAGAAGCAGACAGCCAACCAUUGUUAGACUGCUGUGUUAUAGAGGGCCUGGAUGUUGGCUUAAAGGGAAACCAGUAUGGAUACCCAAGUAUUACUCAGAAGUGUUGUUACUGUGUGUGGAGUGCAGCUCACUUGAUGGUAAAGAACCAUUUCGUAUUAUUAGACUUGACACUACAACUCCAGCACAUGGUAAAGGGCUGUUAGUUUGGGUUUGGUAGUGUUAGCGGCCCGAUGUUGCACAGCGUGUUUUAUUUAAUCUCAGCAUAAAUAAGAGCUGCAGAAAGGCAAGGCAGUCUGUGUGAAACUCCUAAUUCUUUUCUCCAUUACUUUUUUAAAAGCAGAGACCAGUGCAGAGAGACUGGAUUGGUUUUUCACUACAACACUCUUUAUUUGCACAGUAUUUUUUUAUUUUUGUGACACAUUUAAUCUCAACCUUUAUAUGAACUAGAUAGAAGCGAGGCAGACUUCGAGACUUCUCAUUUUGUCAUCUGUGACAGUUUGGUUCUAACACUCUUGUUUGCACAGUGUGUUUUUAACACUACAGUUUAAGGUGGAGAGGCAGACUAUGAAACUACUCAUUCUUUCAUUUUUUGACAGUUUUUUAGUGAUGAACAGUGAAGAGAAUGGAAUCGGUAUUUCACUACAACACUUAUUUAUUGCCUUUCAUGCCUUGAAUAGAGAGAGAUGGCGUUUCUGGCCCUUUUUUUGAGGUUUCGGAGCUUGCUUUGUUGCCUUCUGGGUGGCCAUGGUUGUGUGAUUAAGUGGAAUCAAACUUAUCUCGCAGAUCAGUGGGGAGUCGUUGCAUAUUCAAAACUUUAAUCUUAUUCCCCCAUUUUUGUGUUUUCAUUUCCUGUAUAAGUGAACAUUACCAUAACACUGUUUUUAGGACCACUUGAUUGAUUUUUUUUUCCUCACUCCAAUGAAACCUGAAGGUCAAUUGUGUAGUGGUGUAUGAAUUUGCUGUUUUGUUUUCUUUUUCCUUAUUUUGUAUGUAAACCAAAUGUAAAUUAUGUAUUAUACUGAGUGUGCCAACCCCACUCUCUCUAGAGCCAGGCUCUCUCUAAGUGCCAACGCUGUGGUCAUCAUCAAAGGACCACCACCUGAGAUGGUCCCCCCUCCCACUUUUUAAGUAAACCACACCAGAGACAAAAAGGAUAGAUGAUUAAGUUCACACAAAGACUUUUAUUCUGUAUUUAAGAUUGGAGAAUUAAAAGAUUAUCUGCUGUUUUUUUAAGAAACUGUAAUUAUAAUUGCAUGUGCUGUUUAUUUUGUGUUGGAAGUGAGGGCUUUGAUGUUUUCAUUAAAUCAGAGCCCUCGAUGAAGCGGGGUUCAAUCAGUUGGUUAUCGAUUAUUGAUUUACAUAACUCUUGCCAUAUUUUUUAUGUGUUUCAUGUAUUUGUUUCAACCACUGUUGCCUGAUCCUCAUUCAAACAUGACUUAUGAUCAUUGCCGCCUUCUAAGAGAAACAUAAUGACAAGGUAUCUGUUUUAAAUUGAAAUAAAUUUGUUCCUAUACUUGC